Molecule: messenger RNA, 1272 nt
Organism: Thamnophis sirtalis
Lineage: Eukaryota; Metazoa; Chordata; Lepidosauria; Squamata; Natricidae
Source: RefSeq, a predicted model, not a curated record
AGGAACUCGCUCCUUUGGGAGGCUUUGGGUGAAAUGAGUAGCGGGGCUGCCGGGACCUUAAGCGUCAAUAAAACUGCGGAGUCCCCGGUUUCUGGAAGCGGUAAUAAAAGGAGGGAUUCCCUGGGGUCCGCGUCCUCGUGUCCUAUUUUUAAAGAUGUUGGUGAGAUAUAUUCCCGACUUCUGGACCACCGACCAGUUAUCCAAGGAGAAAUUCGUUAUUUCAUCAAAGAAUUUGAAGAAAAAAGGGGUCUCCGAGAAUUGCGGGUUCUUGAAAACUUAAACAACACAGUAUUUGAGGCAAAUGACAAGAUUUUGCCAAAAUGUGAAGAAGUAAUGCAUGGAAAUCUAAAUGAAAUAUUAAAGAGAUCUUCAGGCCGAGAAACUAAGGGCUGGUGAAGCCCGACGUAGAGCUGACUGGGAGGAAUUCAUGAAGGAGCAGCAUCGCCUGAAGACAAUGCUCAACGAAGAGCAUUCAAAAGCUAUGGAGCAUCUUAAAGAACAAUAUGCAGCUUUGGAGAAGGACCUCCCAAAACAGGCUCUCUAAGAAACUCUCUCCUGGCAUUUCCCGGCAGUUUUCAAGUUUCAGGAUUUCCAGCACAGUAUUAGAAUCUAGAUAAAAAAUAAUAGGGACCGAAACCAAAAAGUGCUACUUAGCAAUUGAAUUUGGUUUCUUGCACUGAAUGAUUGUUUCAAACACACACGCUAAAGGUUUGGCAGCAGCAGUAACAGUAUUGCACUUCAACAAACUAUGUUAAGUGCACAAUUUAAAGUCUAUUUACCAAAUGAACUAAUUAGGUAUGUUUUGUUUGAGUCCUUUCAAUGAGCCCUCCUGUUAUUUUCCCUGAAGAAUUCGCUUCGGUUGGAGGCAGGGAGGGUCAUAAUUAUGCGCAGACAUACAGCAAUGGCCUAACGUGUAGAGUAAUAACUGUAAAAGGCCACUUAACUUGGGAGUAUAAUAGCCUGAAGUCUAUGAAUGAAUUCUUUUAUGUUACUAAGGUUAUCAGGAUAAGUUUUAAAAACCUCGAGAAAGAAGUCAUUAUUGCACUGAAUUUGUUCUGACUGGAGAGAAUGGGAGGGUAUUAGGUUGGCUGUCUUUGAGGUAUGUAUUUAUCUUAUUAUUCCUGUGGGCCAUAACAAAUAAAUACUCUCGUAUGUUUAAUGGCCUGAAAAGCUCUGGAAUAGGGUUGUGUAGAUUCAAAGGCAGAGGUGGGUUCCUACCAGUUCGCACCUAUUUGGUAGAACCGGUUCGUCAAAUCUACCGAACCGGUUAAA